CCGCGUUUCUCUCUUUCUUUAUUUUUUGUGUAAAUACUAAACAGAGAAAAUUCAGCCAAAAAAAAAAAAGACUAAACAGAGAAAGAGAGAAACACUAUCUCUAAUCUAUAUUCCCUUCCCUUAAAUCUCCCAAAAAAAAAAAAAAAGUCUUCAGACAGCUCUUCUCUUUUCUUUUCUUCUUCCUUUUAAAAAAAAAAAAAAAAAAUUUAAAGUCUUGAAGACUCAGGGGUUUGACUGUAAAAGCAUUUUCCAAACCACGAAAUAGUAAGAAGAAGAAGAAGAAGACGACUACUCGUUAAUGUGAAAGAAGAAGGAAAAAUACAAAUUUAGAAAUUCAAAAUUCAAAAUUAAAGAAAAGAAAAGCGGGGGGUCGUGAACUUUGCGGUAAAGAAAAAGAAAUUCUCUCCAUUCUCAUCUCUGCCUCUGUUUCCACACAGACAGUGUGAGAGGCAACUAUUUUUUUUGUCAAAAAACAUCGCUCAUGGAUGACUCUGGUCUUUGAUAUUUAAUUUUUCUGUCAAAGUGGGGUGUUAGAAGUGCAAUCUUAGGUUCAUCAAGACUUCAUAAUUGGGGAAAGAUGACGAGCGGAGUGACUACUACUAAAGUUCGAUUAGUUCAAUGCCCCAAAUGUCGGCAGGUUCUGCCAGAGUUGGCAGACUUUCCUUUAUAUCAGUGUGGCGGAUGUGGCACAAUUCUCCAAGCAAAAAAUCGAAAAAGUGAUCCAAAAAGCAUAGAUUCUGGCUUACAUGCAACAGAUGCUACUCAGACAAAUGCAUUGGAUCUUGUUGUUGAAGAUAAAGAAUCCAACAGCUCUAACAAAGAAAUUCUUACUUCCAUGGGAGAAUGUUCCUUGGACCAGAACAAUGAGAGGGAUCAAAAACAAUCGGCGGAUUGCAUUAGCGAGCAGCUUGGAGGUAUAAAUUUAUCAAAUGAAGAUCAAAAUGAUGAAAGGAAUCAAAGCCAGUCUGAGGAAUGUUAUGGCGAGCAACUUGGGGGUGUAAACUUAUCCCAUAACUACCAAAGCAGUGACAUUGAUAAAAUUGAAUCAUGUGACUGCAAUGUUGAACAGCUUGGGGUUUCCAAUAAAGUUUGUUUGUCAACUGAGCUUGCUUCUCAGGGGAAUGAAGAGCCAUCGCCAAUAGCACAAGCAAAUUCAGAAGUAGAGGCAAAUGACGAGGGCUUGCUGUCGGUGGGAGCAAAGUCAGAGAUAGAUAUCAAGGAGGGUGAUUCUAAUUUCAGAAGCUUGAACACUGAUAAUUUAGUGGCUAAAAAUGGAAGUAUUUCAAUUGCUACUCAUCAUACGCCAGCAAGGGAAAGCAUUUCAUCAGAUACAUUUGAAUCUGCAGAUUUUGUCAACCCCAGCUCUGAGCUCAGUGGUGGACUUAGAGAUUUGUCUAAAUCCCCAACAACCAGAAGUUAUGCAUAUGAGGGCAGUGUCUCUUCUUAUGAUGGGAUGGACGACCACCUUCCUGAACGAUAUAUACAUUCAUCUGGAAGUGCUUAUAAGGUUUCAGACUUUGUUCCUUCUGAAGAAAGGUACAAAAAGGACAAAUUCCAGGUGAAUGGCAUGAUGAAUUGUAGUUCUUAUAUUGAACAUGAAGGGGAAAUUCAUUCAUUGGCUAAGAAGCAUUUAGCCAAUAAAAGCAAGUGGGAUCAAGAUGAAUUACUGGAACCCACAAUUCAUGGCCGCCCAGUCAGAAAUUGGAGGAGACGUGAGAGAGAUAGCCAUCCAUCGAGGGUGCCUUUCUAUCAAAGGGGUUCCCUAUCUGGCUAUGAGAGUGGUGGCCCUUCAAAUGAAGUGCAUAAUCACUUUGCCCGCAAUACAAGCUUUCAUUCAUCUGGCAAGUCUGAGUACCUUGAAGAGGACAAGAUGAAAUUGUUGAGAAUGGUUUCUGAAUUGCAGGAUGAACUUAGCAAAAGAUGCUAUCCAAGUGGAAUGGCUAAUGAAAGGGUUUCCACUUGGAAGGAAAACCAUAUUCCAUCGUACUAUGAUCAUGAGGCAGCUGAGGAAGUAUGUCACGACUUAAGUUAUCCUAGGUUUCCCAGAAGGUGCAUGCAGGGAAGCAGCCAGCUCCAGCAGUCCAAUUCCUCCCACAUACCUUUCUCAGGAGAGACAACAAGGAGCAGGCACCAAGCUCAUCACUCUUGUCAGCAUUGCUAUCCCCAAGACUGGCAAUGCUCAGCACAGUUGCCGCUGCCCAUCCUUCACCGUAAUAAAGGGUCAUGUUGGGUCCAUCCUAGUCAUAACUUGUACAAUUCUUACAGCUCUUGUCCUUCUAGUCCCCAAUGGUAUGUGGACAAGUUUUCCAAGUGCAGUCGUGAAACAAAAUCUGUGGAACAGAGGCAUAAAGACCAUGAGGUGAAGAAGUAUUUGAGAGAGAAACAGCAUUUGGUUAAGCGACAUUUCCGACCCAUAGCAGGUGGAGCCCCUAUCAUAACUUGCUAUAGUUGCUUGAGCCCGCUGCAGCUACCUGCAGAUUUUGUUCUCUUCAGAAGGAGAUUUCAUCGGCUAAGGUGCGGUGCUUGUUCGGAGCUGCUCAAGUUUUCACUGCAAAAUAGCACUCAUAUAGUACCAUAUUCAUUGAAUGCUGUAGACCCUCCACCAAGUGAGGUUGAUGACUGCAGUGAUUCUAUUAAUAGGAGGUUGGUCUCAGCGUCUCAUUCUCAUGCCAAUGCUUGCCUACAGGCGGAUCCUGUGUCAUGUUCUGAUGAUUAUGGACUCUCUUACUGCAAAAGUGGCUCCACUGAAGCAGAUCCUGUUUCCAUCACAUCCUUUCAUGCUCUCCAAGGCAACAUAAAUGAAAGAAAUCCGUCGUAUGAAUAUGAUCCUUUCAAGCCUAUGGGAGAGAGAAAGAAGUUUGUCUUGAAUCAGUCCCAAAAGAAACAAAAGAAUUUUGGGCAUGAAUCAUCUAGGCCUUCCUCUAAUCUGUCCAAAGCAGAAAAUUUAUCUUCAGAAAUUGAGGAGCUUCCAGCAACAUCAAGCUCCCCACUUCAUCAGCUCAUGGGUUAUUCUUCACCGAGCCAGGUCAUAAAUGGGUCUGUGCCAUCUCGCACAAGAGGAAGCUCAUACUCUACAAAGAGCAAGGCAUGCGGUCAAGGAAAUGAGAGAUCUUGAUCAGAACACAACAUUAUGGAUAUGGCAGUUGUUGAUUGUCCUGGCGAAUUUACUAAAACUGCAAACUAGAUACUUGUUCCUCGGAGGUUGGUGCCUGGUGGAAUAGGAUUGAUCUCAUUGCUUUGGAGUAUAUAGCAGAAGUAGAAACCAAAGUUUUUAUUGUGUGUAGAUAUUCACCUAGAUUUCUAUUUGAUUUGUUUAUUUGUGUAUAAUAUAGUCGAUCAUGUAUAAGGGAUUUUCAAACUUGUUAGAUCUAUUCAGUGUUUGCUUUUCAAUUAACAUAGAGAGAUACUUGACAUUGAAAUGGGUCAUAAAUAAUGUAUUAUGAAUGAAUUCUAAAAUGUCAUCUGCCUUUUCUUUUAUUCA
Messenger RNA from Quercus lobata, 3481 nucleotides. Its product is annotated as protein ENHANCED DISEASE RESISTANCE 4. The coding region runs from base 578 to 3115 and encodes 845 amino acids. The record is from RefSeq and is a predicted model, not a curated record. The transcript has 3 exons. Lineage: Eukaryota; Viridiplantae; Streptophyta; Magnoliopsida; Fagales; Fagaceae. Gene Ontology annotation, biological process: regulation of defense response to fungus.